AUGAGCGGCCCAUUCACUGUUGGUGCCAGCACCACAGCCAAGGGGAAAUCCACAGCCUCAGUCGAGGCACUUGACGUGAACCUUGGUAUUUCAGCGACGAGGCCUAUAGUACCCACCCCAUUCCACACGGGCAAGCUGCGCAACACAUUCCCCAAGGAAUUCCUUCACGGACUCAAGGGCGAGCUGAUAGAGCUCAACUGGCACGAGCGGCUGAACGAUCUCUAUUGGUUCCACCAGACCGACGAUCUGGCGCUGAACGGAAAGCAGCACAUCAAGGCAUUGAGGGACUACCUUUCGGGCGAAGAGUUUGUCGGGUUCAUGGAGAAGAUCACUGGCACACAACUCGCCCGCGGAUACCUUGAUAUUGCAGCGCAGCGGUACAAGAAGGGAAACCAUUUGCUGUGCCACGAUGAUGACGUCCACCGGGGAAAGCUGACGCGCCGGAUUGCAUAUAUCAUCUACUUGGUUGACGAGGAUUGCGAUGAUGACAGGUAUCCAACAGAGGUUGUCUCGCAUAUUGUGCCAGAGUUCAACUCGAUCGGAUUUUUUCUCACUGGAAUGGUGUCUUACCACACGGUAGAAGAGGUCACAGUGCGGGACCCGGCACGCGAGAGGUGGUCAGUAACCGGCUGGUUUUACGGACCGAUCACCUCGGACACAUCGGCAUGUGAGGAGAACCUUCCCAGACUCUCGUCCUCGGCUCUCCCACAAAUGCUGCCGCUAGACGAUCAAAUUGCCGCUGAAAAUGACCAGACAGAGUGGGCCAAAUGGAUCAGCCCAGAUUAUCUAAAAUCAGCAGUGCAAAGCCGAAUCCAAGACACAUUCUUGGAACAAAGCAGCGUUGAGCUCCGCCAUUUCUUGCGUGCGGAGGUUUUCAGCGCUGUGCUGAGCGACAUGGACGACUCUUUCUGGGCCAAAGCGACGCUACAAGGCCCAGCACAUUUGCGUAGGUAUCUUGAAGCAACACCAUCUGCUUCGCCUACUGUGGCUGGACUAGCAUUGUUUUUGAGAUCCACGAGCUUUGCUCGUCUUCUCGCAGCCCUUACAUCGCUGGACCUCAUCAGCGCAUCGCAGCAAGUGCGCAAGUUUGAGCGCGGCCAUUACACAUUGAUUCACGACCAGGCAUUGGAGCCGGCUGGGCUCGACGCUACGAUAUCCUUGCAAAAACCUAAGCUUGCGGAUGAUGAUCAGGAGUUGGCCUGGGAAGAGUCUUGGGGAGGCGCGACCCACUAUAUUGCGGACAAGGAUGAGCUGCUGCGCAUCAGUCCCGAAUCUAACUCGCUCUCGCUAGUUCUGCGCGAUGAAGGCACGCUGCGCUUCGAAAUAUCUAUGGUCUUUAUCGAGCAGCCCUCUGACGAAGAUGAAGAUGAAGAUGAGGAUGAGGAUGAAGAAUUUUCCGCAGAGAGUGGUGCCGAAUGA
Molecule: messenger RNA, 1419 nt
Organism: Kickxella alabastrina
Lineage: Eukaryota; Fungi; Kickxellomycota; Kickxellomycetes; Kickxellales; Kickxellaceae
Product: Oxoglutarate and iron-dependent oxygenase degradation C-term-domain-containing protein
Exons: 5
Coding region: 1-1419 (472 amino acids)
Biological process (GO): peptidyl-proline hydroxylation; regulation of translational termination
Cellular component (GO): cytoplasm
Molecular function (GO): peptidyl-proline dioxygenase activity; L-ascorbic acid binding; iron ion binding
Source: RefSeq, a predicted model, not a curated record